Messenger RNA from Prunus armeniaca (apricot), 489 nucleotides. The record is from the annotation of a GenBank genome assembly. NCBI's taxonomy places the organism in Eukaryota, Viridiplantae, Streptophyta, Magnoliopsida, Rosales, Rosaceae.
AUGACGACCGCAGACGAGCCACCAUCCGUGCCAAUCGUUCCCCCUACAGCGAGGGCUGCUAGCAUCAAGCCCCUAAGGACGUGGCGCCUUAGGCAGGAUGGUUAUCCCCGCAGAAUGAUGGCUGUUUCAGUCGAGCCAAAGGCCGCGGCCCUGGAGAAAACAAAUGAGGGUAUCAUUGACGUCUACCACGGAAGGGACCCCCCUUUUUCGGCCAACGGUCUGUCCUUUCUCAUGGAAUUCCAUAAGGACCACUCGGCCAUCGACCUAUACGGCAUGACCCCUGAGAACCGUGAAAUCGUGGAGUUGGCUCUCAAAAACGAUAAGGCAAAGAAGCUCCUCAUUACAGGUGGAUCCGACUCGGCCGUUAAGGCCGUAUACCAGGCAAACCGAGUGGCCAGGGCAAGAGGGAUGCUAGGUUACCGACCCGAGCAGGGAAGAUUGGAGGCCAAGGCCCCUUUUAGCAGAAGCAAUUUAGAAUACCUCCGCUAA